This is a messenger RNA of Penicillium digitatum Pd1, 1041 nucleotides long. The record is from RefSeq and is a predicted model, not a curated record. Lineage: Eukaryota; Fungi; Ascomycota; Eurotiomycetes; Eurotiales; Aspergillaceae.
AUGGAAGGACAUCUAUGGGUUUCGUCAAGGUCAUCAAGGAUUCCUCAAGACGAGCGGGAUCCCAUCGAACAUGGGAUCAUGCGGCGAUACCUUUCACAUGCCUUUUCCGAUCAUUCUCUUACCGAGCAGGAACCCCUGAUCGCCAGGACUAUCGAUCAAUUUGUCCAGCAAACGGGGGUCAAGGGGGUCCACGGAUUUGAUCUGGGAAAGGGCUUUGAGAUGAUGACCUUUGACAUUAUCGGGGAUUUGGCCUUUGGUGAAACCUUUCGUGGUGUGGAAACUUUUGAGCCGCACCCGUGGAUUUCCAUCACUCUGGGAGCUCUGACCCAAGGCAGCUUGGCCGAAGUAUUCAGACGAUUCCCCACCGUGGCCACGGUGGUGAACUUUCUGUAUCCGAGUAAGAUCCAGAAACUUACCGAGCAGACCCGGCAGAAUGAGCAGAUGGCAAUCGACCUCGUACAGCGACGCAUCCAACGAGCGACCAAUCGCAAGGACUUUUUGACUAGGAUCCUGGAACAACGAAAUCCGGCGCAGGUGUCGGAUUUGCAGCUUGCAGCCCAUUCUUCGGAUUUUGUCCUGGCCGGCAGUGAAACCACUGCGACAACCUUGUCGUGCAUCAUGUACUACCUGAUGCGCAAUAGGACGGUGCUCGCCCAGCUACAGGACGAGUGCCGGACAGCGUUCGCUUCAUAUGACGAGAUCACCGCCUCGUCCACGCUCCAGCUGAAGUAUCUCCAUGCCGUCAUUCUUGAGGGAUUACGUAUAUAUCCUCCACUUCCCCUGGCACUUCCCCGUAUCGUUCCUCAAGGUGGCGACACGGUUGAUGGCCAUUUCUUACCGGAAGGCGCGAGGGCAUUCGUUGACCCUAGCGAACAGACGAUCGUAUCUACAAGUCCGAUUGCCUCCAGCCUGGAUCCAACCAAUUUUGAGCAGCCUUUCGCCUUCGAGCCGAAACGAUGGCUGGGUAAAAAUGAGCGCGACAUUCUUGAAGCCAGUCAGCCCUUUUCUCUUGGCCCAAGGGGCUGUCUAGGUCGUCAGUGA